AUGUCUGCGGACUUCUGCUCUUUGCCUUCGCGGCUCUCUCCUCGACAAGCAAAACAGCCAAAGGUACCUUCUGAAGGACCAGAGUUGAACCCUAGGCUUGGACUUCGACGCGCGACACACCGGCCUUUGCCAGAAUCUGUCUCUCCCUUGAUGCGCGAUGCUCUUCUAAGAUCCUCAUCUGGCGAAGCUCAAGAGUAUCUGUUGGGAAGUUUGAAGAAGCGCAGGAAUCGAUACGAUGAAGAUGGACGUCUUCUCCCAAAAUAUGCAGACGAUAUGAAGAAGGCGAGGAGUCCCAAGAAGGAUCUUAAUACGAAGCUGAAGGGGACCCAAAGGAAGGAGGGCAAGAAGACUAUGAUGGAGGAUAUCAUGGCUCCCAUGGUUGGUAGCUCAGGAGAUGAAGGUUUCGGACUCAACUCGUACAACAUCAAGAUGACGGAAGCUCGUCAGCGAAAAGCUGAGCGCAGAGAAUUGCUUGGUAAUGAGGGCAAUCUUUCCUCGAGCAUGUCCCCCUCAAGCAGUCCAGCGAAUGAAAUGGAGUUCCGAGACGUGAAGUUUGAAAGACUCCAAGAUGAUUGGCCAAUAAACAGCCCCAGACUCCGUCCCAGAUCACCCAAUGUUUCUACUCAAUCUCGUCCACCAUUCGCCAAUCUCUUAGGAACAAGUCGUCUCCCCAGCCCCAGACGAAUUCCAGCAGGAAGUCAUCCUCCCCUCUCGAUCCAAAGCUCUCCACCGGAACCAGUUCUCGCCACUGGGAACGACAUUUCAUCUGUUAGCAGAACUCUGGCAGCGGAGCGAGAGGCUGAAAAGACAAUGGAGGAGUUCGCAGACUUGUUUAGCAGCAGGUUGAGGAUUUUUUAA
Molecule: messenger RNA, 858 nt
Organism: Mollisia scopiformis
Lineage: Eukaryota; Fungi; Ascomycota; Leotiomycetes; Helotiales; Mollisiaceae
Exons: 3
Coding region: 1-858 (285 amino acids)
Source: RefSeq, a predicted model, not a curated record